AUGGCUGAAGAUCUUUCAUCAAAUAAAGAGUCAUCAAAAGUGGACUUAUUACUAGGAAAUGAUUAUUACCUAGAUAUUGUAAUGUGUCAAAGAAUGGAAGUAAAACCAGGACUUUAUCUCCUGGCUUCAAAGCUUGGUUGGAUACUUACAGGCCGAAUACAGGAAACAAGUGUAUAUGAAAAUGAAACAAAUAUGCUUAUUCUUACGCAUGGAUCAAAUGUAUGUGUAAGCACCACAAAUGUGUUUGCUAGUGUUGAUUCAGUUGUUCAAACCAAACCAGAGUUGGAAGACUUUUGGAAGAUCGAAUCGUUAGGAAUAACAGACAGUCAAGAUAAUACAAAUGAUGAAAUUGCUUUAAUGAAAUUUAAAGAUACAUUAAUAUAUGACAACGGAAUGUAUCAAGUAACAUGGCCUUGGAAAGAAGAAACUCCAGAAUUGCCAGAAAACAGAGAGCUAGCAUUGGCUCGAUUGAAAUCAAAUAUAGCAAGAAUGAAAAACAAACCAGAAGUGUUGAAAAAAUAUAAUGAAGUGAUACAAGACCAACUUAGUAAAGGUGUAAUCGAGAAAAUAGAUAGAAGUUCGAUGAGUGAUUUAGUGCAUUAUAUUCCACACCAUGCAGUAAUUACCCCACACAAAUCAACUACCAAAUUACGUGUUGUUUAUGACGCAUCUGCAAAAUCAGAUAGAAACAAUAAAAGUUUGAACGAGUGUUUAUAUCGAGGUCCAGUUAUGAUUCGUGAUCUUUGUGGAUUAUUGAUGCGUUUUAGACAUCAUCAAGUGGCAUUGGUUUCGGAUAUUGAAAAGGCUUUUUUACAAAUUGGCCUACAGCAGGAUCAGCGGGAUGUCACACGAUUUCUGUGGAUAAAAGAUAUAGAAAGACCAAUUGUCAGUAGUGAUAAUGUUCAAGAAUUCAGAUUCUGUCGUGUUCCAUUUGGUAUAAUAUCAAGCCCCUUUUUGUUAGGUGCCACUCUUGAGAGCCAUCUAGAAACAUACAACAACAACAUUGCUGACAAAAUUAAAGGUGAUAUCUACGUUGAUAACGUAAUUACAGGUACAAAUACAUGGGAAGAAGCAUAUGAUUUGUACAAGACUAGUAAAAGAAUCUUUGCUAAUGCCUCUAUGAAUCUGAGAGAAUGGGCAUCAAAUAGUUCUCAAUUAAAUGAAAUGAUUCCGACAACAGACCAAACAAAAAGUAUCUCUAUCAAAGUACUCGGACAUACAUGGGAUACAAAAAACGACACACUUACUCUAAAUGAAUCAUCUGUGUCGAGUGAUGAAAGCAUUUUGACAAAACGUAUAAUUUUAAAGCAGAUUGCAUCUGUUUUCGAUCCUCUAGGAUUGUUGUGUCCAGUGGUGCUGGAAGGAAAGAUCCUUCUGCAAUCAAUAUGGAAGAAAAAAUAUGAUUGGGAUGAUUUAAUAGAGGAUGAUGACAUUUGUGAAAUUUGGUCAACUGUGAAAAGUGAUAUAAAAUCGAUUUCUGAUUUUAAAAUACCUCGAUCUGUUUCACUGCAGAAGUACGACGAAGAUACAGAAUACAGAUUGUUGUGUUUUUGUGAUGCUUCGACAAAAGCAUAUGCUACGGCAAUAUAUUUACAUCAGAAAAGCAAAUUAGAAACAAAAGUUGAUUUAGUGUUUGCUAAAAGUAGGCUUGCGCCUUUGAAAGAAAUAACUAUCCCAAGAUUAGAAUUAAUGGCAGUUUUGAUAGGAGUGCGCUGUUUGAAAUUCGUGAGUAAUCAGCUACAGUUAAACAUCAAAGAAAAAUACUUAUGGACAGAUUCUAAGUGUGUUCUUCACUGGAUCCAAAGUAAGAAAGAAUUACCAGUGUUUGUAAAAAACAGAAUUAGUGAGAUAAAAUCAGACGAAGGUAUAAAAUUUGAAUAUGUGUUAGGCAACCAGAACCCAGCGGAUAUAGCAUCAAGAGGCUGUUCGGUAAAAACAAUUAGCGAUGGCAAACUGUGGUGGCAUGGUCCAUUAUGGUUACAAGAGCCAGAAGACAUGUGGAUAAGUGUCAAAAGUGAUAGUGAUAUUUGUGAUAAAUAUGAAAACGACAAUUCAGAAAAAGUUAUGACUGUUUCUGAAAAAGAAAAUAAUGACUUAAGUGUUCUUUCGUCACCUUUUGAAAUUGACAUUGCAAAGUUUUCUUCACUUACAAAACUGUUAAGAGUGACAGCAUUUGCUGUAAGAUUUGUACGAAAACUACGAAAAUUGCCAUGCUGCGAAAGUAAAAGCUUAAAAUACGUUGAGCUUAAAGAGGCAGAAGAAAUUUGGUUAAAACAUGUUCAAAGAAAACAUUUUGCGUGUGUUUAUGAUGCCAUUAAAAAUGAAAAGAAAAACAAUUUGCGGAUUCAGUUUGGUCUCUUUAUUGAUGAAAAAGGUUUAUUGCGAUGUAAAGGUAGAUUAGAAAACGCUGAUCUGACUGAAAGUGCAAAACAUCCAGUGCUUUUACCGAAAAAAGACCGUCUGACCUAUCUCGUGAUUGACAAAAUGCAUAAAGAUCUAUUACACAGUGGUGUUUCUCAAACAUUAGCAUAUACAAGACAAAGAUUUUGGAUUCCACAUGGUCGAGCAGUGGUAAAGUCAGUGUUACACGUGUGUUCAACAUGUCGUCGCUUUGAUGGUGGCCCAUAUAAGAUUCCACAAAUGCCACCACUACCUACAUCGAGAGUCACGGAAUGUAAACCCUUUUCACGUGUAGGACUUGAUUAUUUAGGACCACUUUAUAUCAAAUCUGAUAAGGGACAAUCAAAAGUGUGGAUAUGUUUAUUCACCUGUUUUGUAACACGAGCUAUUCAUCUUGAAAUAGUGAUGGAUAUGUCUACAGAAGAAUUUCUACUAUGUCUUCGAAGAUUUAUUUCUCAAAGAGGCACCCCUGUUCAAAUAUUGAGUGACAAUGCGUCACAAUUUAAAGCUGCAUGCUCCGUUAUUGAAAAAAUCUGGUACAAAAUGCUUCAAAGUGAAGAAGUGCAAACAUAUGUGUCAAAUUCCAGUAUCAAAUGGAAUUUUAUUACCGAACUUGCUCCAUGGAUGGGAGGUUUCUAUGAAAGACUUGUAGGUUAA
Ruditapes philippinarum (Manila clam) is the source of this 3057-nucleotide messenger RNA. RefSeq lists its product as uncharacterized. The transcript has a single exon. Bases 1 to 3057 code for a protein of 1018 amino acids. NCBI's taxonomy places the organism in Eukaryota, Metazoa, Mollusca, Bivalvia, Venerida, Veneridae. Gene Ontology annotation, biological process: DNA integration. The record is from RefSeq and is a predicted model, not a curated record. Gene Ontology annotation, molecular function: nucleic acid binding.